Truncatella angustata is the source of this 1835-nucleotide messenger RNA. Its product is annotated as polyamine transporter 3. The transcript has 5 exons. The coding region runs from base 142 to 1809 and encodes 555 amino acids. Gene Ontology annotation, biological process: transmembrane transport. The record is from RefSeq and is a predicted model, not a curated record. Lineage: Eukaryota; Fungi; Ascomycota; Sordariomycetes; Amphisphaeriales; Sporocadaceae. Gene Ontology annotation, molecular function: transmembrane transporter activity.
AUUGUUUUGUAACUCCAUGCCGCAAUCUAGCAGGCGUUCAUUGUAGCAAUCUCUAGACACUCCUCUGUUUUCUAGGAAGAAAGGCUCAAAGUCUUGACUGCUUACAUUCAACAUCCUUAAACUGCGGGAGAACUCGUAGGGAUGGACAACAAUCGUGAAUAUCAAGCAACUCAAGGAGCAAACUACGGAGCUCGUGCGCCAAUUAAUCCCACAGCAACUGCUGGCGAAACCAACGUGACGAUCGCCGACAUUGGCUCAGCUACCGGAGAUCAGCAUGCAGAAGCGAAACCUGGAUUACAUGCAAUAGGUGGUGAGAAGCAUAUUGAGAACAAAGAAGAAGCUGGAAAGAACAACAGACAUGGCGAGGAAGGGGCCAGGUCCGUCGGGCCUGAAUUUCUGGUGACUUGGCAAGAUGAAGCUACCGAUCCAGGUAAUCCAAAGAACUGGGCUAUGAGAAGAAGAGUAAAAGCGUUGCUCGGGAUGUCCUCAUUCGUCUUCAUGAGUCUAUUCACUGUCAGCAUCGUUGCGCCUACACUGCCCGCGAUUGCCUCGGAGCUCCACAUUGAGAACAAAGCAGUCCAAGAGAUGGUCCUCUCUGUAUAUCUUUUGGGCUUUGCUAUUGGUCCACUGAUCGCAAGCCCUCUCUCCGAGACGUUCGGACGUGUGAGAAUUGUGCAGUCAUGGAACCUGCUGUACCUUGUUUUCAACGCUGGCUGCGGAGCGUCAAGAACGAAAGAAGCCGUCAUCGUUUUAAGGUUCAUCUCUGGCAUAUUUGCGAGCGCCACCCUUGGUAUUGGUGGUGGCACCAUAGGCGAUAUGUUCCGGCCAAAAGAGCGCGGCAAAGGUGUGGCUAUCUAUAGCUGGUGUUCAGUUCUUGCCCCGUUGUUCGGAGUUAUUCUUGGUGGAUUUGUCGCUAAAUAUACCACCUGGCGCUGGGCUUUCUACGCAUCCUCGAUUCUCAGCGCUUUGAUUCAGCUUUUGGGAUUCAUCUUGCUGGAAGAAACAUAUCCACCUUUGUUACUACGCAAAAGAAAGUGGCAGCUUAUCCAAGAGACUGGAGAUGCAAGGUAUUACACAGAUUACGACCAUCUUGAUCAUGUUGGGAUUCGGGUACUCUCGCAAAAUCUGGUUAGACCUUUCAAACUUUUGGCGACGCAGCCCAUUGUUCAAGUCAUGGCUAUGUAUAAUGCAUAUCUGUAUGGCAAUACUUACAUCUUCUUUGCAGAUUUCGUCAAUGUCUGGACGGAUCGCUAUCAUGAGAGCGUCCAAAUUGCUGGCCUCAACUAUGCCUCUAUUGCAAUUGCUUCCACCAUAGCCACAAUCAUAUACACCAUGACAAUCGAUAGAAUAUAUCGUAAGAUGUCGGCGAAGAAUGAUGGGAAAGGAAAACCAGAAUUUCGGAUUCCUGUUAUGGUGCCCGGAACUCUCUUGCUAGUAAUCGGACUGUUCUGGUACGGCUGGAGCGCCGAGUAUAUGCUACAUUGGAUCAUGCCGAAUUUAGGUUGCUCUCUCUUCGUGGCAGGUGCCUUGGUUUGCACCAGCUCGGUGAAUGCGUAUAUUGUUGACACAUACGGGCAAUACUCUGCCAGUGCUAUUGCCGCGAUAUCAAUCCUACGAUGCCUGGCUGGUUUCGCAUUCCCAUUGUUUGCUCCAUAUAUGUAUACAACACUCGGGUAUGGUUGGGGUGCUUCGCUUCUUGGCUUUAUCGCUUUAGGAGUCGGCUUUCCGGUCGUCGGGCUCCUGUGGAAGUUCGGCUCGUAUCUUCGGGAACGGAGCCCAUACUCAAAUGCUUUACGCACUCAGCUGUAGGGCCAUGUGUGCAGCGAAGAUGUGUU